AACGGUGGAAACUCAAAGAAAACUUUAGUGCGGUCAGUCUAAGCCUGAAACGCGUUAGGUACCGUUUUGUGGUAUUUUACAUUUAGCGUUAACCACAAUGGCGAAUACAUCAAGUACCGGCGUUGUGGUGCCACGAAAUUUCCGCUUACUGGAGGAGCUGGAUCAGGGCCAGAAGGGCGUGGGCGAUGGCACCAUAUCGUGGGGAUUGGAGAACGACGACGACAUGACGCUCACCUACUGGAUCGGCAUGAUCAUCGGUCCGCCUAGAACACCAUUCGAGAAUCGAAUGUAUUCACUAAAGAUUGAGUGCGGCGAACGUUAUCCGGAUGAGCCACCGACGCUCAGGUUUUUAACUAAAGUAAACAUUAACUGCAUUAAUCAGAACAAUGGCGUGGUUGAUCAUAGAUCAGUGCAGAUGCUGGCCAGAUGGAGUCGCGAAUACACUAUAAAAACGAUGCUGCAGGAAAUCCGUAGGAUUAUGACCAUGAAAGAGAACCUGAAGCUGGCACAGCCGCCAGAAGGAAGCUGUUUUUAGUCGACAACAUCCGUUAGCAACACCAGCAGCAGCUGCAGCAGCAACGAUUGCAACUACAACGGGAGGAGCAUUCACACCCAAUAAUAGCAGGAAAACCCCAUCAGUCCAACAAGUCCAAGACCAAGAAACUGUCCACAAUCGUGUGACAGAGAUUGUGUGGCGGCUGCUCCUUUGAGUUGCAUUCGGCGGCAGCGAAUGAUUAUACUGAACGUAAUAAAGAUCGAGUGCGGUUAUUGUGGCAAGAACAACAACCAAAUGCAAGCUAUACUAUAAGUAAAGGGAACAGCAGCGAAAAAUGCGAUAGAAGCGUCACUAUGAAAAGGUCGUCGUCGUCCCUUCCGUCAUGAACUAUGUCAUCGUGUUUCGUUACUUUACUUCUACUUCAGUCCCAACAAAAUAAUAAAAACAAAACUUCUUAAAUAAGAAAUAAAACAAGUAAAUGCCUAUGAGAAAGAUGCGAAAAAUCAUAUAAUUUGAACUCAACAAACGAAAUCCGUAAACUAAUCGAAAAGUAAAAGUAAAGAAUGAAAAUGAUAAAGUUUAAACAAAGAUCACAGCCGCGUUUUUUCAAAUGAGAAGCGUAAUUAUUGUUUUUUGCCUAUACUAAAAAAUUUAUUAAUUAUAUACAUAAAGCAAAAUAUAUAUAUUAAUUUAAAUAAAACAACAUGUCGAACAGAUUUUUUGUAGACAGCGCGCCAGUACGCAAGAUUUUUUAUUAAAGAAGCAACUUUAGUUGA
Molecule: messenger RNA, 1272 nt
Organism: Drosophila eugracilis
Lineage: Eukaryota; Metazoa; Arthropoda; Insecta; Diptera; Drosophilidae
Gene: Uev1A
Product: ubiquitin-conjugating enzyme E2 variant 1
Exons: 4
Coding region: 98-535 (145 amino acids)
Biological process (GO): DNA damage tolerance; protein K63-linked ubiquitination
Cellular component (GO): nucleus
Source: RefSeq, a predicted model, not a curated record